ACGCGACCUCCUUGUUGUCUAUUGCCAUUUACCAAAACCAAUCACCAAACAUUUUAAUUUUCUGUUUCCAAUGCUUGAUAACUGAAGGCGAAGCGGAUUUUAUUUUGAUUUUGAAUAUAAGGUUCUAAUACGAAAAUGUCGGCAUAUGAAUCAAACGCUUACUUUACAGGCAACGGGACAUUCAAGUCUAUAAAUCCUAUCCUGUCUAAAGUGGGGGAUUUCACUCCUUUCUAUAUCACGAUAGCUAUCUGCUCUGUCAUCUUGGGCUCGCUGCUUGUCAUCAAUUUUGUUUGCUGUUGUUCACGCUACUCUGACUAUUGGCUCGAUCGGCAUACUGGUAACCGAUGGUUGGUAUCUAUAUGGUCAGCAACACCCCACAAACAACCACCUCUUGACUUUACUGAACUAGAGAGUCAAUACCAGCCAGUGCAGUACGUGCAUCCAUAUCACACAGAGGAGUACCAAGAAGUGCAUCACGAAGUGCGGCAAUCUAUAUCACAGCAACCACUUACAACAUCACAAGAAUAUCUAGAACUUCAUAAGAAGGAGAGUGACAUAUAA
Messenger RNA from Danaus plexippus (monarch butterfly), 561 nucleotides. RefSeq lists its product as uncharacterized. Lineage: Eukaryota; Metazoa; Arthropoda; Insecta; Lepidoptera; Nymphalidae. The record is from RefSeq and is a predicted model, not a curated record. The transcript has 3 exons. Bases 136 to 561 code for a protein of 141 amino acids.